GAACGAAUUCACAUAGAAUUGAGAGAGAAUUCGUAAAAAAUACAUGUAGAUUACGGAAAAUGGGCGAGAUGCACCAAAGAUCAGAUAUUUAAGGAAUUUUGUCUCGCUCGUAUAACUUUUCUCAUUUCACGUAAUAUUUGUGAUAAAACACUUCUUUAAGAAUUGUUCUUCUUAUUUGGAUGGGCGUUUCGUAAGGAUUGCCGGCGUGUUUCUUCUUGAACUGUGGCAGAGUGUUCAUCAAAUGUGUCUUGUGCAUAAUCCUUCAUGCCUUUAACCUUCUUUUUUAUGGUUUUAGAAGUGUCAGACGCCUUCUCUUUAGUCUUUUCACCUGCAGCUUCGGCUGAUUGUCCCGUUUUGCUUUGAACUUUGUGAUACAUAUCUUUGGCUGUAUCCAUAGCACCCUUUCCCUUCUUCUUAGCUGCUUCGGUGAAUUCCCGUGUUUUGCGUGAAGCCUCUUUCAUGGCGUCUUUUGCUGUUUGUUUUUCGUCAUUUGCUACAAAACCGGCUUGUUUAGAGUAGUCUUUGAGUUUCUCUUUUCCCUCUUUCAUUUUCUCAUUGACGGUCUUGUUCAUUGACUUCGCUUUAUCUGUUUUCAAAAGCGUUAACAUUCUUUAAGGUACACGAUUUAUAUGUCAACUUACCUUUAGCUUGACCCCAUGUAUCUUUGUUUUGUGUUCUUCUGAAACAAGUCGCAGAAAACUGGCGAAGAUUGAAUUGAAACGGUGCAUCAUGCAACUUCCUAAGACACGAUCUGCUGAUAAAUAAGCGUGCUGCCAUUUUCCCGAAUUCCUUUUUAUUAUUCGCAAUUUCUGAAUAUAAGAAACCAAAUACUACAAGUGAUACUAGUCGUUCGCCUUUUAUUAACCGGCUUACAUCACAAUGAGAAUUUGUUUACGAGUGAUAGGAGGGUUAUGACAUUUUUGUUUACACUACUGGAGAAUUGAUUUGUUUACAUCGCAAGUUGGCCCUUUUCUCGCGUCUGUUCGUGCUUGCUAAUCCACACCAAUUAAUACCUGUUUACGGAAUUAUUCGUGUCAAUCGUUAUUUCUUGCUACCUUCUGCCCGUCUCCAGUUUGUGCCAGUGUAUAUUUGCAUCCGCUCUGAAACGGUCAUAUAUUCAGAUUGGCUUGUUGCUCCCAGCACGGCCUAAAGCUCACAGGGAGUCCUGCAACAGGCUUGCCGCAAAGUUUGACUGCCCAUGGGCUCUGGCUCCAUGUUCUCGUUAGCUAGAGUUUUCUCUAUCACGCGGGCUUGUCGCGAUUCGAUCGCUGAAAGGUUACAAAAGCUGCGUUCACGAGGAAAUUCUUCUGCGCAAGAGAAACCGAACGGAGACGGUCAUGAAAGAGAAAGCGAUUCUGAUUCCGGAAGACAUAAUAGCGACAGUAAUGCCGCUAGUUUACACUCUUCAAUAGAAUCACAAAAGCAUCGGUUGAUAUAUGUGAACCAAGCACCUUCACAUAACACACAUAGCAAAUUAGCAAAGUACCCAAGAAACAAGAUACGUACAACUCGGUAUACACCUCUUUCAUUCCUUCCAAAGAAUCUAUACUACCAGUUUAAGAACGUUGCGAAUAUCUACUUUCUUUUUCUUAUUAUUCUUCAGUCAUUUCCUCUCUUUGGUCCGAGACAUCCCGGUCUUCCAUGGAUUCCACUUAUCGUGAUUCUUUCUAUUACUGCAGUUAAAGACGGAAUUGAAGAUUAUAGACGUUCCCGGCUUGAUCGGAAAUUCAACAAUACGAAAACGUGUAAACUCGCAAAGUGGAACAAUGUCAAUAUUACCCAAGAGUAUGUUAACCCGUGGAGACGCUUGAAAAAGCUUACUACGAGGGCUAUGAACAGAAUAUCAGACUCCUUUUCACAUACAACACAGUCAACUUCAGCAUCUCCAACCCAAACUUCAAGCAGAGCUAGUCACGAAUACUCGACAACGCCAUCUAUUGUGAGUUCUGGAGGAAGUGCAGACUGGAUAGCCUUAAGCAACUCUGCUCUUAAUCAAGAAUUCUCAGUUGUUCCGGUUUCUGUUGUCCCUAAAGGCGCAGCAGUUUUUUCAACUGUUUAUUGGAAAGAUAUAAAAGUUGGUGAUAUUGUUCGCGUGAGAAACGAUGAAGCUAUACCAGCCGACAUUUUAUUGCUUAGUUCUGAGCGUUCUGAUGGUACCUGUUAUGUGGAGACAAAAAAUCUUGAUGGCGAGACAAAUUUGAAGGACAAACAUGCUUUACAGUCGACGAAGGGAUGUCUGAAAGCUUCGGAUUUUGAGGUCGCAAACUUUUGGAUUGAAUGUCAACCACCGCAUGCAGAUUUAUACUCACUUUCCGGUUUUUUGAAGGCUCCUAUAUUUACUACUGCUGGAGUAUCAGACUUAAGCAAUGAGUCGCAAUAUUUCAUCGAACCUAUUGAUAUGUCAAAUGUCUUGCUUUGUGGUUGUACUCUUAGAAAUACCAAGUGGAUAUAUGGGCUUGUACUUUACACUGGUUCUGAAACAAGAACGCAAUUAAACCAAGGAAAAGUGCCUUCAAAAAGAAGUCGUGUUACGCGGGAACUUAAUUUCACUGUCGUUUCUAAUUUUGGCAUUCUUUUCGGUCUUUGCAUAUUUGCAGGACUACUACGGACUAUAGCUUGGCUUAAAAGUAAUUCUGCAAGAAUCUUUGAGUACACGAAGAAUGCAUAUUCCGCUCCUACAUUGGGUGUCAUAAGUUUCUUCACAUGUUUAAUUCUCUUUCAGAAUCUGGUGCCAAUAUCAUUGUACAUUUCUAUUGAAGUUGUGAAAACGAUUCAGUCGCUUUUCAUUUUUAGUGAUAUUGAGAUGUAUGAUGCCCUAUUGGACUACCCUUGUACCCCAAAAACAUGGAGCAUAUCGGAUGACCUUGGUCAAGUCGAGUAUAUUUUCUCUGACAAAACAGGUACACUGACUCAAAAUGUUAUGCACUUUAAGAAGUGCACAAUUAACGGAGUUCCUUAUGGCGAAGCUUAUAAUGAAGCUAUGCUUGGGAAUAACAAAAGGCUAGGGAUCCAGAUGACCCAUGAUCCUGCUGCACUUAUUGAGCAAGAUCGCCAAGAAAUGCUGCGAAUUCUUCAACACAGUGGAAACGAAAACAAGGAUGCCAUCACAUUUAUUUCAAGCAAAUUUGUAAGGGACCUUCAGUCGGAUGAAGACGAAGAACAAAAAAAUGCUUGCCUAGAGUUCUUCAAGUCUCUGGCUCUUUGUCAUUCGGUUGUCACAGAAAGAGAAGGUAACAUGAUUAUGUACAAGUCUCAAUCACCGGACGAAGAAGCAUUAGUUGGAACAGCUCGAGACUUCGGUGUUGUUCUCGUGAGCACGCAAAAGAACCGACUGAUAUUAAGCGUUCAGGGUGUUUUACAGCGAUAUCAAUUGUUGGAUAUAAUUCCCUUUUCUUCGGCAAGAAAAAGAAUGAGUGUUAUUAUUCGACAUCAAGGAAAAAUCACUAUGUACACGAAAGGUGCUGACAAUGUUAUUAUUGGCCGACUUUCGGAUGUGCAAUCACCCGGUGUAGUUGAAAAUACUAUUGAACAUUUAAAGCAAUUUGCCUCUGAAGGAUUUCGGACACUUUGUAUUGCUAAAAAAUCACUGGAGUUGGAAGAUUACCUAAAAUGGCGAGCGAAGUAUCAUGAAGCUUGUGCACUUCUCGAGGAACGGGAAACUGCUAUCGAAAAUGUUGCCAACGAAAUUGAAAUUAAUCUGCGAUUGAUGGGUGGAACCGCAAUUGAGGAUAAACUACAGGAAAGUGUUCCGGAAACGAUUGCGUUGUUGGCGCAGGCUGGAAUAAAACUUUGGGUUCUUACGGGAGACAAAGUUGAAACUGCAAUCAACAUUGGCUACGCUUGUAAUUUGUUGGACUCCGGGAUGGACAUGAUUGUUCUGGAUUCCAAUACCGUUCAAGAUUCAGGGCAAGCUCAAAGUGUGCUGUUAGGUUUGCUUCAGCAGAAACUUAGUCUUGAGGGUACGGAACAGGAAUUUCAGCAGCUGAAACAGCAACGUACUAUUCUUCGGGAAAAACUGGCUUUGAUUGUAGAAGGUUCUGUUUUGGACUUCUUUCUGUCAAAACAGCUUCUACAUACAUUUCUGAUUCUGUGUUGUAACUGCUGUACCGCUAUCUGUUGCAGAGUUAGUCCUUCGCAAAAAGCAGCUAUUGUUGCAGCAGUGAAAGGUGAGCUGGAUGUCGUUACUCUUGCAAUUGGAGAUGGCGCGAACGAUGUUGCAAUGAUCCAAGAAGCAGACGUUGGAGUUGGAAUUGCCGGAAAAGAAGGUCGAUCCGCGGCAAUGUGUGCCGAUUAUGCGUUUGGACAAUUUCGAUUCCUCGGUCGUUUGCUUCUGGUACAUGGCCGGUGGGACUAUAAACGUAUUUCUCAAAUGAUUGCCAGUUUUUUCUACAAGAAUGUUGUCUGGACUUUUACUCUCUUUUGGUAUCAAUUAUUUAAUGAGUUUGACGGCAAUUAUAUCUUCGACUACACAUAUGUAAUGCUCUUCAAUCUCGUUUUCACGUCACUUCCAGUCAUUAUAAUCGGCUGCUUCGACCAGGACGUUGAUGCGACUACCUCUUUAAGGUUUCCACAACUGUACAAGCGAGGAAUACUACGUUUGGAGUGGACGCCGACUUACUUCUGGAGUUUCAUGGUAGACGGAUUCUAUCAGUCUGCUGUUUGUUUUUUUCUCACAUAUCUUUCGUUUCGGACUGGCAGACCUGUGUCAACGACGGGGCGAAAUGCUGACUCUAUUGAAGAUAUGGGUGUCUUUAUUUCGUCCCCAACUAUAUUUGUGAUCAAUACUUUUAUUAUGAUGAUUCAAUAUAGUUGGAACGUGGUUACAGUUGGGACUUGGUUUCUCAGUUUGUCUAUUUUUGUGUUUUGGACUACGGUAUACUCUGCCUCAGUUGGUUCAAAUGCGUUCUACCAUUCCGCUGAGAGAGCCGGUGGUACACUAACUUUUUGGGUUGGAACUUUGCUCACUGUUGUUUGUUGCCUUUUACCGCGGUUUUGUGCCAUUUCUUACCAGAGGCUUUUUAAACCUCUUGAUGUUGAUAUACUACGCGAGCAAAGAUAUAAAGACAAGAAAACACGGAACCGUGUGUAUGAAACUGAAAUUUUGGAUGUUGAAAAGGAUGUUGUUGCUGAAUCUGAGCAUGAAAGUGUCAUAUUUAGUCAAGCGGAGGAAACCAUAGCUGGCUCUGAUGCAGCAUCUUUGGCGACAUUCCUUAGUGAUGUCCCGCCUUCUAUCGUUCAGCAAUUGGAUGCGAUUGAGAAUGGUGAAGCUUCAUCUACGGUUGUAGAAGACUGACAUUUUUAGUUAGUGGGUCUUUUUUUCUUACUUUCUACUUUAUAAAGUUUUUGAUGUAUUUAAGUAAGUUUAAUGCAUCUUCAUUUAUUCAA
Molecule: messenger RNA, 5385 nt
Organism: Schizosaccharomyces japonicus yFS275
Lineage: Eukaryota; Fungi; Ascomycota; Schizosaccharomycetes; Schizosaccharomycetales; Schizosaccharomycetaceae
Product: phospholipid-transporting ATPase
Exons: 4
Coding region: 1199-5293 (1364 amino acids)
Biological process (GO): phospholipid transport
Cellular component (GO): endoplasmic reticulum membrane; membrane
Molecular function (GO): magnesium ion binding; nucleotide binding; ATP binding
Source: RefSeq, a predicted model, not a curated record